Molecule: messenger RNA, 921 nt
Organism: Penicillium verhagenii
Lineage: Eukaryota; Fungi; Ascomycota; Eurotiomycetes; Eurotiales; Aspergillaceae
Product: metallophosphatase domain-containing protein
Exons: 1
Coding region: 1-921 (306 amino acids)
Molecular function (GO): hydrolase activity
Source: RefSeq, a predicted model, not a curated record
AUGAUAGCCCAUACUCCAGCCAAGAUCAAGACUCGGUUCCUAAUAGUCUCAGAUACACACGGACUUGACAGGCCACCAAAACCCGUCUCGAGUCAAUACGCAGAUGUUGCAAUUCACUGUGGAGACCUCACCGAAGAGUCUAAAAUCGAUGAGUACAGGGCCACCAUCCAAUAUCUUCAGGCCCUAAAUGCUCCUCUCAAACUAGUGAUAGCCGGGAACCAUGAUCUUACCUUGGAUACUCCGGCCUUUCACCAAAAGAUAGCGGAAGUACGACCAUCCUUAGAUCCCAAAUUGGUGGAGAAAGUAUACGGUCGCGAUGGUGAUGCGAGAAAAUUGCUUGAUAGUGCCACUGGAAUUAAUUUUCUUGAUGAAGGCAGACAUUCGUUCCGCUUACAGAACGGUGCAUUUCUGAAUAUUUACGCCAGUCCAUACACCCCAUCUUACGGCGACAGGGCUUUCCAAUAUAAGCCAGAUCUUGGCCAUGAAUUUUCCAUUCACAACGUCGACGUCGUAAUGACGCAUGGCCCGCCUAAGGGUAUCAUGGAUUAUACUCAUUCUGGCCAGCGAGCAGGUUGUCCAUAUCUCUUUGAAGCAGUAAGCUUAGCCAGACCCAAGAUGCAUUGCUUUGGUCACAUUCAUGAAGGAUGGGGUGCAAAGCUUGUUACUUGGCGCCCAAAGCCUAGUCAGAAGCCUUCUCACUUGACUGAUAUCGACAACGGAAAGUCUGUGCUUAUCGACAAACUUUCGACGCUGAGAGGCCCUAAAAGCCUCUCUAUGACAAGCCACUGCCAUGGAGACUCAAAUCAGCUCGAGUCUGGGUCUCAAACGCUUUUUGUUAAUGCUUCAAUUGAAGGUGGGGGGCCCUUUACAAUACAACCACCAUGGCUUGUUGAUAUUGAGCUUCCACCUGCGAGUGACUAA